Mytilinidion resinicola is the source of this 2996-nucleotide messenger RNA. Its product is annotated as SAM and PH domain-containing protein. Lineage: Eukaryota; Fungi; Ascomycota; Dothideomycetes; Mytilinidiales; Mytilinidiaceae. The transcript is spliced from 3 exons. Gene Ontology annotation, molecular function: protein binding. The coding region runs from base 117 to 2570 and encodes 817 amino acids. The record is from RefSeq and is a predicted model, not a curated record.
GUUUUUUCGCUGUUUUGCUGUCUGAGCGUGCAUACAUACCAUGAUAGAGCGGUACUACGGUCAUUAGUCUAAACGUCUUCGACACUCACUAUACAAUCGGCACUCGCCCCACAGUCAUGCAGGCCAUGACCCCCAUCACGCCGCUGGAGCGCAGCGAGAUGUUCCAGCGAGGAAAGCUACAGCCUCUCUUUACCCAGCGCACGUCGCGGGAGCGCCCGCUAUCAGAAGCCACGGAGAUAUUCGACACUGACGUCGACGACGAUGACUCCAGCGACUUUGAGGAGUUCUCGCCCAAGUUCAGCUUCAACUCGAACGAGAGCCGGCGAAGUCAGACAACAAUCUCAACGCUCGAUGAAGUGCACACGCCCGAGGACCCGGAGUCCAACCGCCGGACUGUGUUCGACUUCGACGUCGAGGUCAUGAAGCCAACUAUCUCUGGACCCAAAGGACCGCAUCUGUUCCGCGCAUCCCAAGUCUCAAGUGACUUCUCCUUCGACGUGACUCUGCAAUUGUCUCCUUUACUACCAAAGCAGCCGCCAUCGCGAGUGGGGACUGCGUUCCGCUCUCUGUCACCCUCCACUGUCGUUCCCCAGCAAGAGUACAACAGCCUCGCCAACGCGGUAGCCCACCUUGACACCGCCGAGGUUCGAUCAUGGACGUCUCGCGAGGUCGCCACCUGGAUGUACCAGAAUGGCUUCGAGUCGGACGUCAUCAGCAGGUUCGAGGCGCACGACAUCACUGGCGCCGUGCUCCUCGAUCUCCAGUUCGACGAUCUUAAAGAGCUGGAAAUCCAAUCAUUCGGCAAGCGACAUCAGCUCUGGAACCAGCUCGACUCUCUCAGGGCUGGCGAGGGGCUAAUUUCGCCCAUUGCCCCUGCUCCCACCCCUUUCCAAGACAUCAGCCGACCUUGCACUGGCGCUAGGGAGAGGUCAAAGAGUCGCAAGCGGUCGAAGAGCAGGAAUCCGGACCGUGACUGUUCAGGAGAUGAGGGUGUUACCCCUGGUGGUGCCAGGCGACGCAAGGGACGCAAGAACCGACUGAUGGACGAGAUCGUCACUCCCAUGGAGUCGGUGUCUAUUGUUGCCAUCGAACAGCUGCUACCCAAGCCCCACAAGUGCGCCAAAGGAGAGCGUUGUGCCAAAUGGAGAAAACAACAACGUCAGCUGGCACGGUUGCAGGAGGAACAUGGCUUCCCCAUCUCGCCGGAAAAGGGAGGCCACAUCUUCGUCGCUGGAGAUCCAGGAAACCCGCAGUCUGCUAACAAGGUCGUCGAGAACGUCUACCGUGACAAUGCCUACCGUCCCACAUCAGAUGCCAUUCCCUCAGUUGUCGCUUCAUCAGAUGUCCUCGGACCUGGUCAACUACCCGACUUCUCCUUGCUCCAGCACCUCGAGCAACGCGACCCACAGGACAACGUGAAGAACUUCCUGUCUCUGCAGCAUCUCGACGAGCCGUACGACACAUUGACACCAAUCGAAGCGCCGCCAACUCCACCAUUCGAGAUGUUCCCAUCCCGCUGUCAAUCAGUCCCAGCAUACCACGAACCCCAACAACCACAAUCCCACCCACAUCCACUCCGCCAGUCAUACUUCCCAGACACUGACUUCUCUGCUCCCCCACUACAUCCACCAGAGUUCACUCCGGCCCCUCACAACAACCUCAAGACCCUUCCCAAACUCAACAUCCCCCGCUCGAUGUCUGCAGCCCCGCAAGGCAAGCCCAGGAAUGUGGUACCUGUACCCGAUAGUGCCUUUUCUCCUUGCCGCACCGCAUCGCCGGGUGGCGUCUACCGAUUCGGUACUCCCUUCUCUGAGAUGGAUGUGCCCGUCACCGCCAUUCCAGUGGGCCCCGUUUCCCGUGACACCAGCCAGUCGGUACCACCCGACAUGCAGUACCGUGACCCGAUCCAGCGCACCACAUCCCGAGCCGACUGGCGCCGCCCUUCCUUCGCACUACCACCGGUCCACGAAGCCGAGCUUUUCGAACCCGCCGACCUCAGCGAAAACAUCAGCUCGUCCGGCGACUCGGACACCCUGCAUGAAGAGGGCUCCGACUCUGCAGCCUCGGAAUGCAAGACCGUCAAGGCUAAGGCCAAGGGCGGCUUCCAGUACGACGGCGUCAACCAUGCCGGCUGGAUGAAGAAGCGCCGUACUAAAAUGCUCCGCCAUGAGUGGCAGGACCACCACGUCCGCCUCACCGGCACCCAGCUCGCCAUGCACCCCAACGAGCUGCCCACGUCCAGCGCCCUGGAGCGUCUCGAUGUCGACGACUACGCCGUCGGCUGCUCCUCAAUCGCCUCCAACAAGCUCUCCGCUAAGCUCCGCGCCCUCCGCCUGGCUACCUCUCACCAGCAGAGCAAGCCAGACACCGCCUUCGAGUUCCAGCUCGUGCCCCAGGCGCUCCAGGACGGUAGGACCACGAAGCGCAUCGUGCCGCACGGCAAAACGCAUCACUUCGCCGUCAAGACGCGCGACGAGCGCAUCGACUGGAUGCGCGAGCUCAUGCUCGCGAAAGCCCUCAAGGCCAAGGGAGACGGGUACGAGGUCAACAUCAACGGUGCUGACAUGUAAACGCCCCUCAUCCCUCCCAAGUCAAAACCAAAAUUGCAUAGAGAAGAGGUCCUAUCAUCGACCUCGUUCAUUCAUUUGUGUUUCGGAUCUCGAGUGCAUCAUAUUAGCGUGUUUCAUUGUUUGCGGUUUCCUUGUCCAUAUACCCUUCUUAGCAUUGCGAAAUAUUUCUGUCGUUUCUUCGCUUCUACGUUUACGCUUCUUUCGAGGGUAUGUGAUCGGGAUCAGAUACUUUACGGCCUCUUUUAACGAGAAUGAAGAAUCGGGCGGGUUGGGGCUGUGUUUUGAAAGAAGAGUAAUGGAUUGGAUUGGAGAUUGUUCCAGCAUUAAGCGGUUUUGCAUAGCGAUGGUAACAAUUGGACGCUCAUUAGGGGGAAAGGGAAGGGAAGGGAUGAUGUUGGGAUGCAUGGAAUGGGACGAGGAACUGAG